AUGGUUCAGCGCGACUCGUCGUGGCGCAAUUCGCAUCAAGCGGAAGCGGGGGAACAGGUGAGAGUGCGCUUGUUCACCUUUCGACAGUCUAAACGAACCGCGAGCUUUGCCAAGUUACCCGUUGAGAUGCACAAACCUGGUUCGCGCGCGUUGCCCCGUAUGGCGGUGGCGGCGCAAACCCGGAAACAUGCGUUUCUAUCUCAAAGGGCUGUCGGCAUGAUGGGGCGCGAUUGCGUUGUGCGGGGGUGCGCAGGCGGCGUGGAGUGGAACGCCGUGGCGCCCAACAUUCUCAUCGGCACCACUCCGCGCAACCAGGCCGCGCUCGAGGCGCUCGCGACGCGGGCGGGAGUGAAUGCGGUGCUUUGCGUGGAGGACAUGGCGCUGCCGCGCGCCAUCUCAGCCGUUGAUCUGCUGCUAUCGCGCGGCUACACGGUACACGUGUGCUGCUCCUCCGGCAACGAUAAGGCGCCCCUCGUCGCGCUCGGGUACCUGACGUUGGUGCGCGGGCAGGCGGUGGACGCGGCGCUGGCGGCGCUGAGGGCGGUGCGCCCCUCCGUCAACCCCUACAUGCUGCCGUGGGAGAAGUUGAGGGACAGCUUGAGUGCGGGCGACAGCAAGCGCGUGCUGCAGCUGACGCAGGAGGAGUUUCGGCGGCGCCUGGCGGCCAAGGAGGGUGGCACGCACGCGCACGACUGGCAGGUGGCCCUGGCGCGCGUGGCGGCUGACCGCUUCCGCCACCGCCUCGCUGCUGACCACGCCCUCGUGCACCAGCUGUGCCAGGCAGCAGCAGAGGCAGCAGGAGGAGGAAGAGGAGUAGGCGGCAGCAGUGGGAGCAGUGAUGAAGUCAGAUCACUCAAGAUGCUCCUGGAGGGCGCCAACUCACGGGUGGCAACAGCGGAUGCAGCAGCGGCAGCAGCCAAGGACCGCAUAGACUUCUUCUUCCGCCAGGUCACGGCACUCAAGGCGCGCGAGGAGGCCGCGCGCAAGCAGGCGCGCGUGGCGGAGCGGCGAGUGGAGGCGCUGCUGCGCGAGCUGGACGAGCAGCGCAGACGCGCAGCGGAGGACGCGGAGCGGCGAGCAGAGGAGCGGCGGCGCGACAUGCAGGCGGGGCGCGUGCAGGCGCUGAGCGCGGAGGAGGCGGGCGAGCUGGUGGGGCGCGUGGUGGAGCUGGAGGGGCUGCUGUCGCAGACGCGCGCUGCCCUGCAGGCCGCCACCGACCGCAACGACUUCUUCCUGCGCCAGCUCACCGCCAUCCGCGAGAGCGAGCGCAAGUCGCGCGCGUCGGCGCGCGCAGCGGACCGGCGGUACUUUGCGAUCCUGCGACGCGUGGAGGAGCUGGGACGCAAGGAGGCGAGCGCGAAACAGGUGGCGGAGGAGGCGCAGCGGCGGUACGAGAGCAUGGCGUCUGAGCUGCAGGGGCUGGGGUCGGUGGGCGACAUCAAGGAGCGGCUGGAGGAGCUCAAUAGCAAGGUGGCGGACCUCAAGCGCAAGGAGGCGCAGGCCGAGGCCGCCACGCGCGCCGCGCUGGAGCGAGUCGCCGUGCUGUCGGAGCAGCUGGAGGAGGCGGCGGCGCGCGAGGCGGAGAUCAGAGACAGCGAGAGGAGCGCGCGCGAGCGGGCUGAUGCACUGGAGGUGCGGGUUGAUGCUCUUGUCAGCGACCUGGAGGCAGCCAAGGCGGCAGCAGCGACGGCGGAGCGGUCGGUGGGGGAGAUAUCCAAGGAGGUGGCCAAGCUGAGGGAACGCGAGGCGGCGGCGGAUGAGGCGAUCCGGCGGUACGAGGCGGUGAGCGGACAGCUGGGGGCGCUGCAGGCCCGCGAUGCGGGCACACGGCAGGAGAUCGACGCGGCGAACCGACGCAUUGGACUGCUGUCGGAGCAGAUUGUGAACCUGACACGGCGCGAGACAGAGCUGCAGGAGGCACUGCAGACGGCCAACGACCACAUCUCGUUCCUCUCCACGCGCGUGUCGGAGCUGAUCGAACGCGAGGAGGAGGCCAAGGCGCAGGCGCAGAGAGCAGACGCGCGAGUUGCAGAGCUGCACAGCGAGGUGGCGGCGGUGCAGCAGCGGGAAGCCGUGGCGGUGAGAGAGGCGGAGGCGGCGAGUCGCAAGCUGGCACUGGUGGAGGAGAGCGAGGCGGCCGCCGUGGAGGCGGCGAUGCGCGCGAAUGCGCGUGUGGAGGAGCUGUUCCGGCAGGUGGAGGACGUGGAGCAGCGUGAGGCCGCCGCCAAGGCCGCGGCUAAAGCGGCUUAUGAGCGCCUGGCGGAGAUGAGCGAGCGGCUGGCCGCGGCUGAGGAGAGAGUUGCGGCGGCGGAGAGAGGAAGAGGGGGCGCUGGGCAGGGGAGGGACAGUGCGGCACCGUGGGACGCUGCGGUGGUGUUUGACUCUCGCACCGCUGAACCCGUGCCUGUGCGCGCAUCGCCCUCAUCAACCUCAUCCGUGGCGGCACUGCGCGAGCGCGAGCAGGCCAGCAAGCAGGCCCUGGCGGCCGCCAACCAGCGCAUAGAGGAGCUCAGCACGCAGGUCGCCCUGCUGGCUGCCCGUGAGGACGCCGCCAACGCCGAGGCCGAGUCGUUCGCUGGGCAGGUGGGGGAGGGGUGGGGCAGGAGGGGUAGAGGAGGGGGGAAAGAGAUGAAUGUGGGGGUGUGGUUUCCUUUGGAACAGAAGGGAGGGGGACAUGCUUUGAUGGAUGAUAAAAGCGUGACGGGGUUGGUGAUGCGCAUAGCGGAUCUGAACGAGGAGCUGGAGGCUGCGGAGAGGAGGGAGGCGGAGCUGGCGGACGCCCUCACUGCCGGGGGGUCGGGAGGCGGGCUGCCAGGCCUGCUCAAGCAGGACCCGCAGAAGCUGAUAGCGGAGCUGGAGGCGGCGAGGCGGCGGGCGGAUGAGCUGGCGGCGGAGGUGGAGGAGGCACGGCGCACAGCGGAGGACAUCAGUGAGAGCAUCUUCAACGCGCGCAAGAAGUCCCUGCAGGAACAGCAGCUCAUGCUUUCUCCUCUCCCUUGGCGCAUCCAUUUCAUUUGUGUGUGGCAGCAACGGGAGGAGCUGGUGGCGGAGGUGCUGUCACUGAAGGAAGCGAUGGAGGCGAUGAGGGAGAGGGAUGAGGCCAUCGCCGUGUGGAAGCAGCAGCUCGCAGAGCAAGCAGAGUACCUCGACUCGCUCAUGGCGGAGGGGCAGGUGGACCAAUCACAGAGGGACAUGUUGCGGGCUGCAGUGAGGGAGAUUCAGAUCGGAUCUGGUGAUCAGGCAUUCUCUGCUGUGUGA
Molecule: messenger RNA, 3258 nt
Organism: Closterium sp. Yama58-4
Lineage: Eukaryota; Viridiplantae; Streptophyta; Zygnematophyceae; Desmidiales; Closteriaceae
Source: the annotation of a GenBank genome assembly